Saprolegnia parasitica CBS 223.65 is the source of this 722-nucleotide messenger RNA. RefSeq names its product 40S ribosomal protein S14. Gene Ontology annotation, cellular component: cytosolic small ribosomal subunit; ribosome. The coding region runs from base 116 to 568 and encodes 150 amino acids. The transcript has a single exon. Gene Ontology annotation, biological process: ribosomal small subunit assembly; translation; maturation of SSU-rRNA from tricistronic rRNA transcript (SSU-rRNA, 5.8S rRNA, LSU-rRNA). Gene Ontology annotation, molecular function: structural constituent of ribosome; mRNA 5'-UTR binding; small ribosomal subunit rRNA binding. NCBI's taxonomy places the organism in Eukaryota, Oomycota, Saprolegniomycetes, Saprolegniales, Saprolegniaceae. The record is from RefSeq and is a predicted model, not a curated record.
ACGCCAUUGGGCGAGACGCGCUUUGCUCUGCGCCAGUCAAGUCGAGUGGGCGGGCGCUGGUCGUCCGAGCUGGGCAUUCUGCAAUCGGCCUCCAUCCCCGUUGUCAAUUCGCAUAAUGUCCAAGCCCGUCAAGGUCGAGAAGGUUGAGGAAGUGGUCAAGCUUGGCCCUACCGCCCGCGAGGGCCAGGAAGUGUUCGGCGUCGCCCACAUCUUCGCCUCGUUCAACGACACGUUCGUGCACGUCACGGACCUCUCGGGCCGCGAGACCAUCGUCCGUGUCACGGGCGGCAUGAAGGUCAAGGCCGAUCGCGAUGAAGCUUCGCCCUACGCUGCCAUGUUGGCUGCCCAGGACGUCGCCGCCAAGUGCAAGGAGGUCGGCAUCACGGCCCUCCACGUCAAGAUCCGUGCCACGGGUGGCAACCGCACCAAGACCCCCGGCCCUGGUGCCCAGUCGGCCCUCCGCGCCCUUGCCCGUAACGGCAUGAAGAUUGGCCGCAUUGAGGAUGCCACGCCGAUCCCCACGGACUCGACCCGCCGAAAGGGUGGUCGCCGUGGUCGCCGCCUCUAAGCGCGCUGCCCAAACGGCUCGACACCGCCUGGUGUCGUGGUUUGUGGCAGCUUGCUUUCGGGGUUCAACCUCUUGGCUUUCUGGCUCGGGCCUUCUCGCGCUUGGUUGUUUAAGACUCUAAUUUAAUCACCCACGUGUGUUGGACUGCUCGAAA